GCGUGCCCUCCGAGUUAGCCACUAGUGUCACGUUAGCUAACCAGCCUGUCGUGCUCAUCAAGGUGGAGGCUGUCACCCGCACGACUUGCCUGAGCGUGUUGGGUUCGGGUGGCGGUUGCCUACCCAAUGCCGAAAGCCAGAAGAGGCUCCGCGGCGGAGGACAGAAGACCGGAAAUGAGUAGAUAGGACUACACCUCAGCUCGAGUGUGUUUUUUGUUUUGUUCCCCCCACUACAGUUUCGAGUGAGCGCCAUUGUUGACUGGACUCAUUUAAAAGAAAAAAGUAUGAAGAAGUUUUCCAGAAUGCCAAAGUCCGAGAGCGUUGGCGGGAGCCUCGGGGGAGCGUCCGGCUCCGGGCUCACCAGCUACUUCGGCAAAGUGUUCGCCGUCGGCCGGUAUCAAGUCACUGUGGAGGAGCUCGUAGCCGAGGGAGGCUUCUCGGUGGUGUUCCUGGCCCGUACACACAGCGGCGUCCGCUGCGCCCUUAAGCGGAUGUAUGUCAACAACGUGCCCGACCUAAAUGUCCACAAGAGGGAGAUUACCAUCAUGAAGGAGCUGUCAGGCCACAAGAACAUCGUGGGCUACUUGGACUCUGCUGUCAACACCGUAUCAGACAGCGUGUGGGAGGUCCUCAUCCUCAUGGAGUACUGCAAAGCGGGCCAGGUGGUGAAGCAGAUGAACCUGCGUCUGAAUGUGGGCUUCAGUGAGGCCGAGGUCCUGCACAUCUUCUGCGACACAUGCGAGGCUGUGGCGCGGCUACACCAGUGCAAGACUCCCGUCAUCCACCGGGACCUCAAGGUGGAGAACAUCCUGCUAAAUGACCAGGGCAGCUACGUGCUCUGUGACUUUGGCAGCGCCACCCACAAAGUUCUGCAGCCGCACAAAGAUGGCGUGACCGCUGUGGAGGACGAGAUAAAGAAGUACACAACUCUCUCGUACCGGGCGCCAGAGAUGAUUAACUUGUAUGCAGGGAAAGCCAUCACCACUAAGGCUGAUAUAUGGGCGCUGGGAUGCUUGUUGUACAAGCUGUGUUUCUUUACGCUUCCAUUUGGGGAGAGUCAAGUUGCCAUAUGCGACGGAACCUUUAUCGUUCCUGACAACUCCAAGUUCUCACUCAAGUUGCACUGCUUAAUCCGAUAUAUGCUCGAACCAGAUCAGGAAAAGAGACCAGACAUCUACCAAGUGUCCUAUUUUGCCUUUAAGUUUGCCGGAAGAGACUGUCCUGUGCCAAAUAUCUUUAGUUUUCCCAUCCCCACAUCGUUACCAGAACCUCUGACGGCCAGCGAGGUAGCCGCUAAAAAGAGUAUGACGAAAGCAAGAAUACGAGACUGUGUGGGCCCGACGGAGACCUCCAUUGCCCCCCGACAGAGGCCUAAGGCAGCGAACAGUAACGUCUUGCCGCUUGCCACUGUCACGCCUGUCAAGAUGACCAUGGUGCCUUCUGCACCUGUCAGCAAUGGUCAGAAAGCUCCCACACCUGGUUCAGCACAGCCUUCUGUGCAGCCGCAGCCUGGCAGUCAGCAGCACAGAGUCCUGCAGCAGCUGCAGCCGGGCGACCUGCGCCUUCAGCAGCUUCACCACCACCAUCAACAACAACAAGCACUGCAGCAGCAACACAUCAAUGCACAGCAACUCCAAUACCUCCAGUACCAACAGGCUGUGCAGCAGUCCAUCCAGCUGCAGCAGCAGCAGCAACAGGCUUUACUCCAGCAACAGCAGCAGAUGAUGAUGCAGCAGCAACCAAUGUAUCAGCAGAGAGUCGCUCAGGCCACUCAGGCCCAGUAUGCCGCCAUGCUGCAGCAGUACCAACAGGCUUUUGUUCAGCAACAGCAGCAGCAACAACAUCAUCAACCCACAUACAUGUCCUCCCCUGUGGAGUUCCAGGUACCUCUGGGCUCCUACAAUGUGACCACGCCCACCGCAGGGACAGCCCACAUGGGUGCGCCCUCGCCUGCAGAGACAUCCUACUCCAAUCCCAGGACGCCCAUGCUGGCCUCGGACGGCGGCACCCCUCCCUCCCAGAGCAUCAGCCACCCCCCGGACAUGUCGCGCUGGAACCCGUUUGGCGAGGACAACUUCUCGAAGCUGACCGAGGAGGAGCUGAUCGACCGAGAGUUUGACAUGCUCAGAGCAAAAAAGCCUGUGGAGAGAACGGCUAGCGUGGAAGGCGACCGACUCCCACCCGCUUCCGCCAAGUCCCUCCCGACCGAGGACUUGUUUGGUUCGGUGCCAUUUGUGGCCAGCACAGGUUCCGACCUGGCGGGGAGUGAUCCGACGACACCUGAAGUCAUCGUUCCUAUUCCUUCCUCCCGAGAUGAUCGGUCACCACUUACAGUACCCAAAGAGCACAAGUCCAUCAGGAGGAGCAACGGCCAGCCAGGCGACGACUCGGACAGCGAAUUUGAGUCCGACCCGCCUUCGUCUAAAAGCAGCGAGGAGGAAGAGGAAGAACCAGAGGAGCCUGAGGAAGACGAAGGCCCAAUCAGUGAACAUGGUGACGACACCGAGCCGGAGAAUCUGGGCCAGCGACCGCUCUUGAUGGAGUCUGAAGAAGAUGGCGAGGACGAAGACAAGUGUAGUUCUGACUCUGACAACAAGGUGAAGAAUAUUGCCAAGAAGGAAGGUACGACCAGGCGGGGGCGUCAAAGCCAGUCCUCUCCAGGUCUGGUGGACCCUCACGAGUCCCUCGCCUCAGUGGACAUCUUUGGUGCCGUUCCCUUCCUUGACAGAGAGUCCCCUGUUGGAGAUAUCUUUGCCAAAGCACCUUUCCGACAAGUGAGCCUUGAACAGUCACCCGCCGACGAUUUCGAUGUUUUCACCAAAGCGCCGUUCAGCCGGAAUCUCUCCAAGAACGCCAGCGGCCAGACGCCACCCGUUUCCCCCGAUGGUGUGGACGUCUUCGGCUUCGGCCCAUUCCAGCCGGGCGUCCCAUUUCCGACCACGUCCAAGAGCGCCGAGGACAUCUUCUUUCCCUUUGCCGAGGACUCACCACGGCAACAGAGGUUGAAACAGCGCAGCCUCCAGAAGUUGUCAUCGCGCCAGAGGAAAACCAAGCAGGAAGGCACCGGGACGGGCGGCGGCAAGCGGCACCACGGCACCCCCACGGCCGGACGGAAAACUGUAAAACCCGCCAAACCUGCUUUCCGCACCCCGGAUCGAGUCCGGAGACACAAGAAAGUGAGCCGGCGGGACUCUCAGAGCAGCAAUGAGUUCCUAAGUGACUCUAAAGAGAACAUCAGUCUUGAUGUCACCAUCGCAGAAGAUAAGGACAACAGUGCCCAACUCCAAAAGGAUGAGAUUCUGGACCCCUUCGGAGCCAAACCCUUCCACCCUCAGGACGGAGGACGAAACGGAGGCAGCUACCCGGGGGGCCUCCCUGAAAGCAAGAGUGACCUGGGUACCUCCUGGGCAGUGGCUCUUCAUGGGGAUUGUAACACUACGGACGACUUUGGGGCGGUGCCUUUUACGGAAGUGGUGGUCCCUGGCGGACCUCAGCAACAGCCAGUGGAACUGGACCCAUUUGGUGCCGCGCCGUUUCCAUCCAAGCAAUGACUCGCUCUCGUAUGUCUUCCAUUAUGACUGGUCGCUGUUACAUAGGCCCUGAGAUUCUUGUUUAGUCGUGGAACAGACACUGCCUGACUUUUUAUGACCACGUAAAUCCUACGGAAGCACGUUGGAGUCCGCUUAGCUGUUUUAUGCUGCAUCGUUACGGCCGAGAAACAUUAGCAACACGACCAACUGAUUUCUAAAGUGCGACCACUCAAGACCUGUGUUUUUAUUUAGAAACCAGCAUCACGAAACUCCGCUCGGAGGAUGCUAGACCCUUAACGAGGAAAGUAAAACCACAGACGUGACACUUUUGGGGUGGCUCCUUCGUUACGCUCAAACUUUAGCAACCUGACAAACUGUGAUUUCUAACGUACGAACACACGACCCGUUUAUUUUUUAUUUUUUCCAUUUAGCGAGCAGGACCGCAACACGACUCAACAAGACCAGCAAGUCCAAGUCAACUCACUAAAACCACUGACUUAUGUUUUUUCAGGGCCAGUGCCCUGCAUUAUGCUCGAGAAACCUUAGCAACCUGACAGACUGUGACCACUCACAUAUGUUCUGAGUGAAAUAUUCUAGCAGGCCCAAGUCCCGGGCUAAUUUUAAUGGGGAAAUUAAUAGUACAGAUGUUAUUGGGGUGGUUCCCUUUGUUACGGUUGAGAAACAUAAGCCGGCAAACUGAUUUCUAUUGCAUGACAGUUCCACUUGUACAGCAUGUUUUAUUUAACAAGUAGCACUGCGACACAUUGACUGGAGGAUGCUGGAAGUCCUGGGCGGCUUUCUAAAACCACUGAAUUAGUUUUUUGGGGCAGUGCUCUUCGUUACCCUUGAGAAGCAUUAGCAACCCGGCGAACUCUGUCCGACUGUUCCGUUGCCAACCCCGCAGCAACCGUCAAUAUUUUUUGGGACGCUUUAGGUAGAGGUCGCUGAAGGUAUGGUCGACUUGGGCACACCGCCAGUGAGAAAUCCUGAGUUGCGUUUGCGAAACUUUAACAAACCGAAAACUGUGAUUUGUAAUGUGCAACUGUUCCACGAGUGCUGGUCUGAGCAACCAGUCUGUUUUUAUUUAGAAAGUAACACUUAGACAUGAGGCCAUAAGACAGGCAAGCCCACAUUCCUCAGAAACAAGAUUGUUUUGGACCCAUUUGAGGAGAGGCAUGCAUGGUGCCUACCCAGACAGGCAGCACCAGUGGGAUGUUCUUGGGGCGGUGUUCUUCCCUACACUUGAGAAAUCUUAGUAACCCUCCAACUGUGAUUUCUAAUGUGCGACUGUUCCACUCGAAACCUGUUUUAUUUAGCAAGCAGCACCCGACCACGAGCAUCAAUUCCAAGUUAUGGGAGGCCCUUUAAAACCACUGACUGAUGUUUUUUGGGGCCAGUGCCUUUUGGUAUACUCGAGAAACAUUAGCAAGCCUCCAACUGUGAUUUGUAAUGUUUGACUGUUCCACUAGUACUGCCCUAAGCGGCCCUUCUGUUUUUUAUGUAGCAAGAUUCUUUUGGUCCCAUUUGGGUGAAGGUGUCCAGGCGUCUCUGAAAACAAGGUAGGCCUGGAGACCACUAGGGAGAAGUCCUGUGCACCGCCUGUGGGAAAUCCUGGGCCCCACAAGUGGGUCUUGACAGAAAAAUGUAAAGCCAAGAGAUUGGUUUCCGAGUUUGUCAUCUACAGCGGACCUCAACAGCAAGACCACUUUCCAGACACCCUGGUGAGAUUUUGGAUCUCCCUGAAAGUCACCAGUGGGCGCGUCCUGGGUGGCUCGUCACAGGUAACGAAAACCAAGGAUGGAUUUUGGGGUUAUUCCCAUUGUCACCAGUGGGAAGUCCUAGACAGUUCUUCACAGGGGAGAAGUAAAACCAUGAACAGAUUUUGGGGGGUGGGGGGGGGGGGGGGGUCACAGAACUGGCACAAGAGAUAAUGCCGGCGGCCAGACACAGGGAAUUUUGGACCAGCAUUGCAGCAGACAUCUUCCGAACCGGUUCCAAACAAGAAGUGACUCAUUCUUGUGUAAGUCUUCCUGAGCCCCCUUUUUUUUCUGGGUAGGGGGGCAGAAUCAGCAGACACUACCAGCACCUCUUAAAUUCUGUGGAAGAAUUCUGGAGUCUGCAUGUUGUUUUAGCUGUUUUCAUCCUGCAGAAGCAACCUUCUCCAAACUCUGAUUUCUAAUGUGCGACCGUUACACUCACAUCUUUUUUUAUAACAGUAGGACCUUGACUUAGGAGUGCCCCAACUUUAUUUUUCUAGUUAUGGCGUCACUUUGUCAUUUUUCUUUUGUGUUGUUGCGAGCCAAAAUUUGAGUUACAAGCAAGCUUCAGACACGCCAGCGCUUGGAUAAACUUGGUAAAAAAAAUUAUCAAUUAAGGUACUGUAAUCCCCUCGCAUCUCUGCAAGGAGAGCCACCGUUCAUUGACCAAUUAAAACCAAUUAAACUCGUAAUUCAAGGUACCACUGUAGUUCACACCGCAAAGCCUUACUCGAUUUACUAUACGGGAGCGCAUUAGCUGCACAGUACCUCUGGAAACCUUUUUAACCACUUAUGUUUCUUCUUUUUUUUUUUUUUUAUUAUUAUUAAUUCUUGAGUUUUUUCCCUUCUUUUUCUAUGCAUGUCACCAAUGUGGACCAGAUGGGA
This is a messenger RNA of Phyllopteryx taeniolatus (common seadragon), 6172 nucleotides long. It is a transcript of the gene bmp2k, whose product is annotated as BMP2 inducible kinase. The record is from RefSeq and is a predicted model, not a curated record. Gene Ontology annotation, biological process: protein phosphorylation. Gene Ontology annotation, molecular function: protein kinase activity; ATP binding. The coding region runs from base 285 to 3551 and encodes 1088 amino acids. Lineage: Eukaryota; Metazoa; Chordata; Actinopteri; Syngnathiformes; Syngnathidae. The transcript is spliced from 16 exons.